Molecule: messenger RNA, 3021 nt
Organism: Trichomonas vaginalis G3
Lineage: Eukaryota; Parabasalia; Trichomonadida; Trichomonadidae
Product: ATP-dependent RNA helicase family
Exons: 1
Coding region: 1-3021 (1006 amino acids)
Biological process (GO): spliceosomal complex disassembly
Cellular component (GO): intracellular anatomical structure; catalytic step 2 spliceosome
Molecular function (GO): ATP binding; RNA binding
Source: RefSeq, a predicted model, not a curated record
AUGGAAAAAAUUCGAGAAUUGGCAUUGAUUUCUGCUGUUCUCGAAGCAGUUAAGAAAUCAAUGAAGAUAGAUAAACGACAAGUAGCAGAAUUUUUGAUUAGUUGUGCAAAAAAGAACAAUUCUUUCGAUGAUUUCAUUGCAACUUUGAAAACUCGUAAAGUAAACUUGCCAAUUGAUUUAUCAAAAUAUAUAUUUGAUGUUACUAAACGCCAUUGCAAUCAAGUUAUUCCUGAAAACACAAUAGUUCCAAUUAGCAAAGCAUCAUUCGACGAACCAGACAUAAUGCAACCAGAGGUUGGUGUUAUUUACAAAGGGAGAGUAACAUCAGUUACAAAUCAAUGCGCUUUCGUUAAAAUCGAAGGUUUUCAUUCAAAACCAGUAGGAAUGUUACCUGUUACAGAGAUGAGCAAUGAUCCAGGCAGUCGAUUAUUAGCUACAGAUAUCGUUGGUGUUGGCCAACAUCUUUUUGUUAAAGUUAUAAAAUCUAUGACUGCUUCAUUAACGCUAUCAAUCAAAGGAAUAGAUCAAACAACAGGCCUAAGUUAUGAAGAAGAGGCUGUUAUUGAAAAUACUGCUCCCACAGGCGCAUUUCGGACGAUGAGAUUAUCAUCUCCAGAAAGAUUCGAAGUAGAGCAACUUAUGAGGGCCGGAACAGUUACGCAAAACGAUUUACAUGAUUUAGCCGGUGAUUACGAGCAAAUAUCUUAUUCCUCAAUCCCAGAAACUUAUUUCGAGAUUGCAUUAAACAAAACCGUUCCUCCUUUCCUACAAGGCCUCAAGACAGACAAAAGGAAAAUCGAACCCUUGUAUGUAGAAUCCAAUCCAGAAGGUUCUCUCGCAAGAUCUGCUCGAGAAGCAUCCAGAUUAUCCCGAGAGAAGCAAGAAACAAAGCGAUCAACACAAGGAUCAUCGAAGUCAAUUGUUGGACUACUCGAUGACGAAGCACCAUCAGUUAUUCCGACAAUUCCAUUAUCAGAAUUACCAGAAUGGAAAAGACAAACAUUUGGUAGUUUCGGACCAACCCUUGAGAAGAAGAAACUACCGAUAUCCGAUUACGAAUCCCAAAUAAUUGACAUGCUCUCAAAAAACAGAGUUUUUAUUUUGGUCGGAGAAACAGGAUGUGGAAAAACAACUCAAAUUCCACAAUUCCUAUUAAGAAGUGGUAUAGCAGGAGAUCUAAUGAUAGGAGUAACACAACCGAGAAGAGUUGCUGCUAUUUCUGUUGCUAAAAGAGUUGCUGAUGAAACAAAUUCUAUAAUUGGAGAUUUAAUUGGUUAUCAAGUCAGAUUUGAAGAAAAAACAUCAAGAAACACAAAAGUCAAGUUUAUGACUGAUGGUAUGUUAUUAAAAGAAUGUCUUGGAGAUCGACAGCUUUCUAAUUAUGGUGUUAUUAUGUUGGAUGAAGCUCACGAACGAACAAUUCACACUGAUGUUUUAUUUGGCUUGAUGAAAGAGUUGUUGUCAAAAGAUGACAGGUUAAAAGUAAUUGUUACAUCCGCAACUUUACAGAAAGAAAAGUUUAGUUCUUUCUUCUUUAAUUGUCCUGUCUUGGAAGUUCCUGGAAGAACAUUUCCUGUAACAACUUCGUUCGCUGUCACUGCUUUCACUGAUUAUUUGCAAGCGAGUGUAAAUACAGUAUUAAAAUUGCAUCAAACAGAAGAAAAACCUGGAGAUAUUUUGUUGUUCCUUACAGGUCAAGAUGACAUUGAUACGGCCUGUGAACAGAUUUACCAAAGAUCUAAACCAAUGGAAGAAAACUUUGGUAAAUUAAUUGUUCUUCCAAUUUAUUCGAGUCUUCCAACUGAACAGCAAACAAUGAUUUUCCAGCCUACACCUCCUGGACAAAGGAAAGUUGUUGUUGCAACAAAUAUCGCGGAAACAUCAAUUACUAUUGAUGGAAUUCGAUAUGUCGUUGAUCCAGGACUUGUCAAAGAAAUGAGAUAUGAUCCAAGGACAGGAAUGGACACUUUGGAAGUAGUUCCAAUCUCCAAAGCAGCAGCAAACCAAAGAAAAGGAAGAGCAGGAAGAACGGCAGCAGGAAAAUGUAUAAGAUUAUAUACAGAAGAUAGUUAUAACAAUGAAAUGAAAGAAACAACAAUUCCUGAAAUACAAAGAUCGAAUAUGGCAAUGGUUGCUUUGGAUAUGAAAGUUAUUGGUAUUGAUGAUUUGAUUGGCUUCGAUUUCAUGGAUAAGCCACCAACGAAAAUCAUCAUCGACGCGUUGGAUCAACUCUAUACUUUAGGUGCUUUGGAUGAAGAAGGAAAUUUGACACCUCUUGGAAGAGACAUGUCAAAAUUUUCAUUAAAUCCACAACUCGCGAAGAUGUUGAUUAUGAGUUCUAUGCUGGGAUGUUCCGAAGAAGUUUUGGUGCUUGUUGCAAUCUUGAGUGUACAAGGAAUAUGGUACAGACCAAGAAAGAAACAAGCAGAAGCAGAUGCGAUGAAAGCAAGAUUAAACAGAGAUGAAGGUGAUCAUAUGACAUUGUUACAUGUAUUUAGAGAAUGGCAAAAGAACGGAGAAAGAGAAGCAUGGUGCAAAGAGAACUACGUACAUUAUAGAUCAUUGAAAAGAGCAAAGGAUGUAAUGACACAGUUAAGACAACAAAUGGAACAAUUCCAUGUUCCUUUAGUUUCUUGCGGAAAAGAAAUAAUUCCAAUUUUGAAGGCAAUUGUUUCUGGAUUUUUCGCAAAAGCAGCAAGAAGAUACAUGGGAACUGAGUACAAAACAAUAGUUGAUGACCACCCUGUUUAUAUUUUCCCUGGAUCAGCAUUGUUCGGAAGAGAACCUGAGUACUGCGUUUUUCAUGAAUUAGUGAAUACAACAAGAGAAUACAUGAGAAAUACUGUUGCUGUUGAUCCAAGAUGGUUGGUUGAGUUGGCUCCUGCUUUCUAUAGAAAGGCAUCUCCAUUGGAAAUGACGUCGAGAAAGAGAGCAGAUAGAGUCAAUCCUCUCGCUGAUAGAAAGUCAGAUAAUAAGGAUAGAAAGUGGAGAAUCACUGAACAAAGAAUUAUUAGAAUAUAA